GCUCUGCCUCCCCGGCGCCGCGCAAGGGUGGGGUGGGCAGGGCAGAGCAGGGCAGCCGUGACGGGUCAGCGCUUCGGCUGCCAGCUUCUACGCGUGUCCUGGCUUCCAUUUAUUAGACUGCUUUCGUAGUUUGCGGAGAGAAACGGUGAUUUUUUUUUUCCCCCCCUCCAACUUAGUCUGAACUAUGUGUUUUCGUCGAUAGUUAUGGGUGGAGAUGUAUUUGCAGGAUGGGGAGAAAAAACCCCAUCUGUGCUGUACCUGUCACUUCAUGGUUUAUGAACAGCGAAUAUAGUGAUUUGGGAAAGACUUAAGUUAAUAACUAAGCAGCUCACCAUAUAAUAAGAGCCUAUUGAGGAUUCAACAAUUUACUUUCAUAAAGAACAAAGGAAGACGUCAGAAGUUGACAUACCAGAAGUAUCUGCAUGUAUAAGAAAUUACAGAUGACUGUAGUUGAGUAAUAAGGGCUUGAUAUUAAGUCGUAAAACAGGUACUUGUUUUCAAGAAAUACAAUGGACAACAUGAAAAAAGUUUCUAACAGCUCUUGCAAUGACGGACUUCUACUUAGAAUGGGUCUUAAUGAUAACAAAGCUGGAAUGCAGGGUUUGGAUAAGGAGAAAAUCAAUAAAAUCAUCAUGGAAGCUACCAAGGGUUCUAAGUUUUAUGAAAAUGAACUUAAGAAAGAUCAACAAGUUAACCAACGAAUUGAAAAAAUGAUGCAGCUAAAAGAGAAAAUUACAGCCCAACAGCUCUUGAAAGCACAGAUGCAGGUGGACAAACUUGUGAUAGAACUGGAACAGAACCGUAACCUUAGCAGUACAAUUGUACAUAUUGACAUGGAUGCCUUCUAUGCAGCUGUGGAAAUGCGAGACAAUCCAGAGCUGAAGGAAAAACCUAUAGCAGUGGGAUCAAUGAGUAUGUUGUCCACCUCAAAUUACCAUGCUCGGAGAUUUGGGGUACGUGCAGCCAUGCCUGGAUUUAUUGCUAAAAGGCUAUGUCCCCAUCUAACUAUAGUACCACUAAACUUUGAAAAAUAUGGCAAAGUGAGUAAAGAGGUUAGAGAAAUACUGGCUGAAUAUGAUCCCAAUUUUAUGCCUAUGGGCCUAGAUGAAGCCUACCUGAACAUAACAGAGCACUUGGAGCAAAGGCUGAACUGGCCUGAAGAUAGAAGAAGGUUCUUUUUUAAUACAGAAAGCACUACAGGAAUAGAUAAAGAUUGUGUGAAUAUGUCUGCCAAAUUUAACGAAGGUGAAGUCUCUUCUUCACCAGUGCUGUUUGAAGACAACACAUCUCUGAUGGAUGACGAACAUGAACAAAGAGGUCUAUCAGUGGAAAACUCAGUUGUCUUUGGAACUUCUGCAGAGGAAGUUGUGAAGGAAAUUCGCUUUAGGAUUGAGCAGAAAACUCAACUGACUGCUAGUGCAGGAAUAGCACCAAAUACAAUGUUAGCAAAAAUGUGCAGUGAUUGUAAUAAGCCUAAUGGCCAAUACAGAAUUACUCCUGAGAGACAAGCAGUGCUAGACUUCUUAAAAGAUUUGCCCAUUAGAAAGGUGCCAGGUAUUGGAAAAGUAACAGAGAAGAUGUUAAAAGCACUUGGAAUUGUGACUUGCUCAGAACUUUACCAGCAGAGGGCGCUGCUUUCUCUUCUUUUUUCAGAAGUAUCUUGGCGUAAUUUCUUGGAUAUUUCACUUGGUUUGGGCUCAACACAUUUGGAAAAGGAUGGAGAAAGAAAAAGUAUGAGCACUGAAAGAACAUUCAGUGAAAUUAACACGGCAGAAGACCAGUACAGUUUGUGUCGAGAGCUCUGCAGAGACCUUGCUCAAGAGUUACAAAAAGAGGGACUUAAGGGUAAAACUGUUACAUUGAAGCUUAAGAAUGUGAAUUUCGAAGUUAAAACCAGAGCUUCAACUGUGCUGUCUUCUGUUUCUACUGAGGAGGAAAUAUUUACUGUUGCUAAAGAUUUGUUAGGAACAGAAAUUGAUAGUGUUGCUCCUCACCCUCUACGGAUAAGACUUAUGGGUGUACGAGUAUCAGGAUUUCUAACUGAAGAAGAAAAGAAAUACCAACAAAAAAGCAUUACAAGUUUCUUAAAAUCAGGAAAAGAAAUUGGUUACCUUAGGCUUCAGCCAGAGAAGUCCAACCAAGAGUAUUUCACAAAAAAUUCAGAAGCAACUCAUAGAGGGAGUUUUUUUGAUCAAAAGCGAGCAGCAAGACAACUAAACAGUGAGAAUAUUUCUCCAAAUGAAAGCAUAGGUAAGCAGCUGUUUCAUGAUGAUAGAUCAGCAAACAUUGUGGAAGAAACAAAGAAAGACGCCGAUUUACAGAAUUCUAAUGUUUGUAAGAUCUUCACCUGUCCUGUGUGCUUUGAGAAACAGAGCAGCAAUAAUUUGGAAGAACUUAAUAGACACAUUGAUGAGUGCCUCAAUGGGAUGUGUGUUAAAGAUACUGUGAAAAUAUCCAAGAAUGACAGUUCAAGAGCAAAUACAUCUAACUUUCUUCCACAGUUUAAAACUGAGUGGGUUGAUAAAUGUCAAAAAAAUGAAACAUAUCAAUUAUCAGGAACAGACCAGUCUGCAAGUGUAUCUGACAGCUCUACUGACAAUAGCACAGAAAAAUUUGCUCAGAUAAUACCUGAUAAAUCUCCCAGAGAACGACAGCCUAACAAUCUCAGUGACAUUGCUAGAAAUGUGUGUAUGAAACAGUGUGUCUUCCCCAAACGAAUGUCACAAGACAAUGAAGACCAUUUUGACAAGACUGAAGAUAAAGAAGGAAGUAGUUCAUCCUGUUUCUUUGAAGUCAAAGAAGACAGUGUUCUUGUUUGUCCAGUUUGUAAUUCAGAACAGAAAACCACCAAUCUAAUGUCAUUUAACAGACAUGUUGAUAUCUGCUUAAAUAAAGGCCUUAUCCAGGAGCUAACAGAAAAACAGGAUUUUCCGACUAAGACUUAUAAUGUGGAAAACUCAAACAGAAUUUUCUCUGGAGGUUUAAGCAAAGGACAGCAAUACACAAAUCCUUCACAAGGAACAAAAAGGUCUGGACUAACAGCUUCACAGUCAGUAUCUAAAAAACCCAAGGCAAGCAAUUCCAAACAUACAAUCAAAAUGUUUUUUAAAUGAUUGUGUAGCAACGUGUUCUACAUGAAGCAUUUAAUAGAGUUUUAUGACUGCAAGUUAAUUUAGCUUUGGCAGUAGGCUGGAUUCAGGUGCCUGUCAUUUUGGAACCAUUCCAUAUCUGUGUAAUAAGAACAUGAUAUCUGAGAUAUAAGAAGAGGUAAAACGAAGGGGUUUUUUCUUUUCUUUUUUUUUCUUUUCUUUGGAGAAUAAUACUUUUAUUUCCACUUGUUUCCAAGAAUCAGAAUUUGGUAGCACUUUGAUUUAGCUCCCUAGAAUACACAGGAAUCAUUAGCUAGGGUGCUCCACUGUACCUACUGAAGGCCCUCUUCCCACAUCUGAACUUCCGUCUUCCCUAUUGUAAAAAUAAAAGUGUGAGAUUAACUGUAUGAUAACAAAGAGGAGUUGAGUUGCUCAAUUUCAGCUAAUGUUUGUCUUCGUAGUGGAUACAAAAAUGUGUUAGUCUCUCAGUUACACAGAAUAAGAACAAGAACUUAGAGCACUAUCAAGCUCUCAUUGUUACUGAAAAUUACUUCAGUAAGAGUUGAUUGACCAGAUCUGAAGGACUUGUCAUGGUAUGAUAUGCAACAACUUCACUUAUUUGAAAAAUGUUUAAAAAUCUGUUAAGUGAGAGGAUUCGUCCAGGAUACUCAGACAAAUGUUGAAUGAUGAAAAUGAUGAAUGAUGAAAUGAUGAAAAUGCCGUUUCAUCUUUGGCCUUUCCAAAGGGACUGAAAACUUUUACAGUUUGAAAUUGUUACCAGUGAGUAGCACUAAAUUUCCUCUAAAUAAAAGGUUUCAUGGUGCAAUAAUAAUGAAUUACAUGCAAAUACAAGAUAAUGAACUUUCUUAUUGUUUAGCUAUCUUUCUCUUUUAAAUUAUUUUGUAUUGCUGAAUAAAGUGUAUUCUGUGAGUGCGUAUGUGGAAAAAGGAAUGUAAGUGCAAAUAUUUAAAAUGCUCUGUUUAGAUUUUUUUCUGUUCACAUCAAAUUGUUUAAAGACAUUUUAUUAUAAUCAAAUAUUUAUCAGACAAAUAAUUUAUUAUAACAUAUUUCUUAGAAGUUAUACAAACAUUGCCAAGCCCUGUAGGAAAUAUAAAUUGCUUUUUUAACUGCAAGGUCUUUUAAAGAAAUGGCUGCUGCAGAAGCAUCUAUUUUGCUGUUCAACUGUAUUGAGAUUUCCUUGCUUUUUAAUCAAACAAAUGUAUACAUUCUAUGUGUUAGAUGCUCAAGCUCAGUUCAGAAUAUGCUUUCCUGUUUCCAGAAUGGCUGGAAUGAUUACACCAUCUCUACCUGCUUAUCUGUUUGUCAGAUGCCACUGUACCCACAGCUCUGUCAUUUGAAUUCAUGUCAGUGCUCCCUUACCUUCUUUGGACCAAAUCAGCUGGACUAGUUCAAACUUUAAAUUGACUCAGUCAGCUUUUUCAAACUGGGUCAGUGAGCACUCAGCAUGAGCUAUUCUGUUGCCAGGCAUGGGAACUUCUCAUAGGAAAGACAUAAAAGCAACUGAGGGAACAUGUCUGCCAACUGCUGUUUAGAAAGUGAACACCUAUCCCUUUUUUAGUUUGUAUCUCUGAUUCAAUAAAGUGUAGAAUCUAAGUAUUACCUUGUCAUAGUGUGUAUAUCUUUAAAACGUCUAUUUUUACAUAGCAUUACAUAGCAAAAAGUAAGCUACUCUUAGGUGCUUGAAAAAAAUAAGUUAGUUGUCUUAGCCUCAAAAGUUGCCUUGCCAUCUGUUUAAAAGGGAAGUGUCAUAGACUUAUCCUAGUGGUCAUGAAAAGGUUGUGGAUGUGUCAGUAUUAAUGUAAAAAUAAAACUCAGUGUGUUACUGUAAAUUAUUUAUUACAGUGCAAUUGUGCAUUGACCCUGACUGGAUGCCAGGCAGACAGCAAAGCUGCUCUUUCACUCACCUCUGCAGCUGGACAGGGGAGAGAAAAUACAGUGAAGGGUUCACGGGUUGAGACAGGGAGCAGGAGAGAUCACUCAUCAAAUACCGUCAUGGGCCAAGCAGGCUUUCAUUAGAGAUAUUAAUUGAAUUUAUCACUAAAAAAAUGAGAGCAGAAUGAGAAGAAAAGUAACACCUUAAAAAACACCUUUCCCACAUCGUCUCUCCUUCCCAGCUCUACCUCCUCCCCCAGUGGCACACAGAGACAGGGAAUGGAGGUUAUGGUCAGCUCCUCACAUGUUGUUCCUGCUCACAGUGAGGAAUCUUUCCCCUGCUCCAACAUAGGGGGUCCCUCCCAUGAGAGACAGUUCUCCAUGAACUUCUCUAACAUGAGUCCAUCCCUUGGGCAACAGAUCUGUGAACUGCUGCAGUGUGUGUCACUCUUCCAUGGGGUGCAGUCCUGCAAGGACAGGCUGCUCCAGUGUGGGUGCUCCACGGUGUCACAAGCCCUACCAGGAACCCUGCUGCAGCAUGGGCUCCUCUCUGCACAGGUCUGCAGCUCCCUGCUCCAGUGUGGGCUUCCCAUGAGGUCACAGUCCCCUCUCAGACAUCCACUGCUCCAGCACAGGUCUGUUUCCCCCAUGGGCUGCCGGUGCAUCCCUGCACCCCCUGACCUCCAUGGGCUGCAGAGGCACAGCUGUCUCACCAUGGGCUGCAGGGCCUGGAGCACCCCCUGUCCAGCUUCUGCAGGGACCUUGGUGUGUACAGAGCUGUUCCCCUCACAAAUUCUCACUCUAUUCUUCUGUGGUCACUAUUACAAUUUUGCAAUAAUUUUUUUUUGUCUCAAAUCUGUUAUCAGAGAGACCUUACCACUGUUUCUGCUUGGCUCAGUCUUGGCCAGCAGCGGGUCUAUCUAGAGCUGGCUGGAAUUGCCUUUGCUGGAUAUGGAGGAGGCUUCUGGCAGCUUCUCACAGAAGCCACCCCUGUAACACCCCUGCUACCAAAGUUUAAUAAUGCAAACCAAAUACAAAGUUGUAUGUGUUUACUGGUUUAAAAGUCCUUUUCUCCUAUACUUCUUAUAGUUUUUGAUGCCAUACUUAUUACUGUUUUUAUCUGAAGCAGACCUUCAGUUCAUGAUUAAGCAUUGUCGACAAUUUCCGUGAUAGAAUUUUUCUUCUUGUUUCUUGUGGAGAAGACUGUAUAACCAAUG
Molecule: messenger RNA, 6199 nt
Organism: Zonotrichia leucophrys gambelii
Lineage: Eukaryota; Metazoa; Chordata; Aves; Passeriformes; Passerellidae
Gene: POLK
Product: DNA polymerase kappa
Exons: 16
Coding region: 510-3113 (867 amino acids)
Biological process (GO): error-prone translesion synthesis
Cellular component (GO): nucleus
Molecular function (GO): DNA-directed DNA polymerase activity; damaged DNA binding
Source: RefSeq, a predicted model, not a curated record